GGACAUGAUGGGGGGGACGUGAUCAAAAAAAAGAAAAAGACAGAGCUCGGGCUUUUCAUUAGUACCUGUGAAAAUUACUCGAGUCUUUUGGGGGGGCAAAAGUGGACAUUGCAAGGGAAGGGAAGGAGGAGGAGGAGGGCUCAAAGAGAAACUGUCCGAUGUUGGGUUGUUGGUUGGACGUCACACUCUUGUUUGUCAUCUUUUGUUUCGCAGUUUUCUCCCAUUUCUUUUUUUUAAACGCAUUGUGAUUGUGUAAAAAAAGGGUUGUUGCUUGCUGGUUCCGCUUCCAGCAUUUUGCUUUUUGGCAAUGAUCUUCUUGGAUCGGUCAACGAUACCUUCUGUUAUGGAUAUCCCAUCCUCAUCUCGGUAUUAUACCACCAACGACAACGACGUACGCCUUGCAUCCACUGCCGCUCCUCUGUCAUCCAACGGUUUCUCUUACUACGCCUAUCCACCUUGGAUCCAGCCUGAGGGAAACAGCAUCAUAGCCCCUUCCUAUCAGCAGCACUCGGCAUCCACAGCCCUACCACAGCACGAGCCCAGUCACAACACUUUCAGUCCACAUCCUCCUUGUGUAUCCCCUCUACUUUUACCGUCGCCAACCGAUAGCAGCAUGGAUAUCACAACAUUGUCAUAUCUGACAGACCUUGCGACACAGUAUACCAGAGUGCUUUGGCUCCCAAACUGCGAACGAAACGAAUCAGAGAUGAAAAUGGAACAUAGAGACUUGCCGACAUUUCAGUCGUUCAUUAUGCACAUUCUACAAGCGACCAAUGUCGAGGCGCCCGUGUUGUUGAUGGCCUUGUGGUUUUUGAAGAGGCUCAGAGCGGCAAAUCCAUUAGUGAAGGCGGCCGAGGGAAGUGAAUACAGAUUGUUUGCAACUGCGUUGUUGUUGGCCAACAAGGUCAUGGACGACCAUAGGUUCACGAAUGCCGCUUGGUCACAAGUCACAGGCCUAUCUGUCGAAGAACUCAACAUUAUGGAGCGGGAGUUCCUACAGUCCCUAGACUAUCGCCUGCACAUGUCAGAUUACUCUUACUUUCUUUGGCUCCAGAACCUUCAAUCAUUCUCAUGUGCCCUCAACCAAGUCCGCUACAAACCGACAACCCUCAGCGCAGCGUCUCCUACCGAUUCUGCCGUCUCUGUCUCCCCGGCCGCUGCUGCUGUGCCUCCGUUGUUAUUCCCGUCUUCACCUGCCACAUACUCUGGAUACAUGAAUGUCGACCAUCGCAUACCGACAUAUACCCAGAACAGUGGGUAUGUGGUUCCGACUAGUACCGGGUUAAAUGGAGAAACAGGGCAGCGCUACGCACACUUUGCAAACAGUCAUAUACCCGUUGCCGGCGUAAACCCAUUACGAUCGAUGCAGCCUUUGGCAAUCCUACGACAUCGACGCACCAACAUGUCUGGAUAUUCCCCAUCGACAAAAGCUCCCAUUCCUGAAGCCACUCAUCACCAUCAUCGCGAGAGACGAACUCGCACAAGCGGACCACGGUACGCACGAAAUCAACCUCGCGCUACAACAUGGCGAAACGGCCAGCUUCGUCAUGCAGAUGCAUAUGUCCCAGACGAGCAAUGGCGCAGUGCGAGUUUAUGGCAUCCGACAACGGUGGUAGCCGAGCGUGGUGCAACCGUUUGGGGUUUGUGACAGUUUGCGCCUCAUAUCUUCAGCCCGCUUGAACCUGCCGACAACAAAAGGGCUACCAUUCCCUUUCCGGUCCGUCCCACUUGCAAAUCUGUAUCCUUGCAUAAGCAACAUAUCACAUCAACAGCGUAAAAAGAACUGCAAACAUCACGCAAAAUGCAGCUACUUUUUUGCUACUAUCACUCAGCCUCACAUUCACAUCCGCUUGGCUACACGCCAACGCCAUACACUGUAUCUAUUGGUGCAAUUUUUCUUGGGACAGGCCCCAGAAUACCCAGAUCCGAACGACGACGACAACGACGACAACAACAACAAGAUUUGGACCCCCGACCUUUGCUUUCCUAUUCCCAUUUUGCGUUAGGAUUAUACAUAUGACCCUUUGUUUUCGGGACAUUUGUACUCUUUCGGUUACCGAUUUUGUGUGUACGUAGUGCUUUACUUUUUUGUAUAGUGUUUGGCAUACGUUGGCGGGCCUUGUUGAAUAUAUCUGUCUGUCGAUUCGUGGACCGUUUCGUUUAUUUUGUAUGGAUCUAUGCUUGAUGGAAGCGGCCACGAAUAGGAAUGUACGCAGCGUACAAGUAAGAAACCGGUGCGUGAAAAAAUUGUUGAAUAUAUCUGUCCGUCGAUUCGUG
Spizellomyces punctatus DAOM BR117 is the source of this 2277-nucleotide messenger RNA. RefSeq lists its product as uncharacterized. NCBI's taxonomy places the organism in Eukaryota, Fungi, Chytridiomycota, Chytridiomycetes, Spizellomycetales, Spizellomycetaceae. Gene Ontology annotation, biological process: regulation of cyclin-dependent protein serine/threonine kinase activity. The coding region runs from base 308 to 1648 and encodes 446 amino acids. Gene Ontology annotation, cellular component: cyclin-dependent protein kinase holoenzyme complex; nucleus. The record is from RefSeq and is a predicted model, not a curated record. The transcript is spliced from 3 exons. Gene Ontology annotation, molecular function: cyclin-dependent protein serine/threonine kinase regulator activity; protein kinase binding.